This is a messenger RNA of Mesitornis unicolor (brown roatelo), 394 nucleotides long. RefSeq names its product transmembrane protein 230 (gene TMEM230). Gene Ontology annotation, cellular component: synaptic vesicle; endomembrane system. The transcript has 3 exons. Lineage: Eukaryota; Metazoa; Chordata; Aves; Mesitornithiformes; Mesitornithidae. Bases 32 to 394 code for a protein of 120 amino acids. Gene Ontology annotation, biological process: synaptic vesicle transport. The record is from RefSeq and is a predicted model, not a curated record.
AGGUUCUAGCUGAUGCCCAGGCUUCCCUGGAAUGAUGCCGUCACGCACGAACCUGUCUGCUGGGAUUCCCAGUAGCAAAGUCAAGUAUUCCAAGCUCUCCAGCACUGACGAUGGAUACAUUGACCUGCAGUUCAAGAAGAGCCCCCCCAAAAUCCCCUACAAGGCAAUUGCGCUGGCUGUUGUGCUCUUCAUGAUCGGGACCUUCCUCAUCGUCAUAGCAGCGCUCCUCCUGGCAGGAUACAUCAGCAAAGGCGGAACGGACCGCGCCAUCCCCGUGCUCAUCAUUGGCAUCCUGGUGUUUCUCCCGGGCUUCUACCACCUGCGCAUCGCGUACUACGCGUCCAAAGGCUACCGGGGCUACUCCUACGACGACAUCCCGGAUUUCGACGACUGA